This is a messenger RNA of Zootoca vivipara (common lizard), 1098 nucleotides long. Its product is annotated as galectin-4. Lineage: Eukaryota; Metazoa; Chordata; Lepidosauria; Squamata; Lacertidae. Gene Ontology annotation, biological process: negative regulation of type II interferon production; negative regulation of CD4-positive, alpha-beta T cell proliferation; positive regulation of gene expression. The record is from RefSeq and is a predicted model, not a curated record. Gene Ontology annotation, cellular component: cytosol; nucleus. Gene Ontology annotation, molecular function: carbohydrate binding; galactoside binding.
GCUUUGUACCCCGCCUACUUUUCUGAGGAAACGAAACUUAAUUCUGCUUUAGCAAGCUUUUCCUUUGCCUUCAGAAGGGCAUAGAAAGAGUGCUGAGAUCCAGGAAGCUCCAAGAUGGCUUUGCAGCCUAUUUUAAACCCGAGCGUUCCCUUUACUGGCCCCAUUUUUGGGGGUCUGACUGAGGGGAAGAUGAUUGUAAUCCAAGGGCAAGUCCGGGUUUCUGUGAAAAGAUUCUCGGUCAACCUAGUGUGUGGCAAUGGCAACAUCGCCUUCCACUUCAACCCCCGUUUCGACGAAGGCCGAGUCGUCGUGUGCAACACUCAGCAACAUGGCCGCUGGGGAGCUGAGGAACGGGCCUACAACAUGCCUUUCCAGCCAAAUAUUUAUUUUGAGAUGAUCAUCAACGUCAAGAGCCACUGCUAUCAGGUAUCCGUCAAUGGCAACCACUUCCUGGAGUACAGACACCGCCUUCCCUUCCAUGAGGUCCAGACAUUGCAGAUCAGUGGAGAUGUCUCUUUGAACUGCAUCAGCUUUGCUGGCACUAAUCCUCCACCCCCCUACACCCCUCCUGCUUACAAUGUUGUGACAGCUACCACAGUUGGUGGUAUGUUUGCUCAGCCGAACUUUGUGCAGCCAUCUUUUUCUACAAGGAAGAAGAAGACUGCCCAGGGUAACAGUGGAAUAACUUUGUCCAAUCCUGCUGUUCCAUUCCACAUUGCCAUCCCAGGGAAUUUCACUCAGUUCCGCAAGAUUACAAUUGUGGGGAAUGUGCCUAUUCACUCGAACAGAUUCCAUGUGAACCUGAAAAACACAAUGAGCGGCAACAUCGCCCUGCACAUCAACCCCCGACUGAAGGAGGGAGCAGUAGUCCGGAACACCUUCAUCCAUGGCAGUUGGGGCUCUGAGGAGAGGCACUUGGCUGCCAUGCCUUUCUCCCCUGGCCAGGCCUUCCAUAUGGAGAUCACCAACCUAAAGACUAACUACCAGGUGACUGUGAAUGGAAUUGUGAUAUUCAAUUAUACUCAUCGGAUCCCUUCAGGACAGGUGGACCACCUGGAAAUAGCUGGGGAUGUGACCCUCUCCUGUGUCCAGUACUGA